Messenger RNA from Suillus subaureus, 3519 nucleotides. RefSeq lists its product as uncharacterized. The transcript has 4 exons. The coding region runs from base 1 to 3519 and encodes 1172 amino acids. The record is from RefSeq and is a predicted model, not a curated record. NCBI's taxonomy places the organism in Eukaryota, Fungi, Basidiomycota, Agaricomycetes, Boletales, Suillaceae.
AUGUCAAAAGUCGUGUCGGCAGAAUAUUCUCAUGUCUCUGGAAACCCACAUAGUCUUCAGCCGGGGCAAUGGGCUCCGCCUCGUGCACCUUUGCCCCCGCAUCGUCUUGCGAAGAUAGCCAAUGCCCUGGGAGUCUCUAUGCCUUCUCCCGCAGGACCUAAUUCUUCAUCUCCAUACUUGUCUGCUUCCUUUCCUGGUGCAUCUCCCACCAUAAGUCAUGCUGAUCUUCCCUGGCGCGUGACGACGCCGUCUAAUCCAUCUACUUAUAAUGUUGGAUCAUUUGCGUCUUCAUCUCAGUCCAAGUUCCUGCUCCAUGUCAUACCACCUCUUCACCUCCUUCACGACUUCGAUGCGACUGACCCAUUGGAGCCUGCGCCUCCUCCUAAUGCAUCAGGAUAUCACACGCAAUUCCGACGCGGCACCCUUGUCUCUCUACAGCCCUCGCUGCAUGCGCAACUUAAUGCAAUUGCCAAAGAAUAUGCAUUACCUAGCACAAUCGGCCUCGUCCUUUACCUUAUUACAACUUCCCCACAGAGUCGCCAGAAUAGUCCAAUGCCAUACGCGACCCCUAUUUCAGGAAACGAGGACGCAGAGGAACCAGGUCCGCGCAUAUCCGAAGAAAUCUGGAAACGUAUCUGGGGUCGAGUUCUGAAAGCUGAGCGUGAAGAAUCUCUCGCACUUUCGCGGGGACCACGCCCUAGUCCUUUCGGUCUGGGUCUAGGACCAGACCCACCGGGCCAGUCCAACUUGCGCCCUUUGGUCACCCCUAUGCGGACAGAAACGCCGCAACCGCAACCUAUCACAUACCCAAUUACUCCUUCGUCUACCACGUCUUCAGUAUCCGAUCUUCGGUCUCACUCUAAAUCUGCCCCUCUAUCAUCCUCAUCACUGACACACUCGGAACCAGAUACCCCUGAUACCUCCCGUUCUUCUGAUAAUGAAAUACUUGGAGUUGACCUCCCAGGUCUUAAUUCACCCUCUAUAAUACCUAUACUUGCGAAAGUGGAGUUCGAUAUUGAUCGACGGAAAGCAGCGUGGUACGAGCCAUGGUUGCGUGGCCGUCUAAUGACCCAUGCUAAACGUGCCGAGAGUCGUCAAAGUAAUCGAGCGCAUUCUCAACCACGUGCAGGGGGAGAUGGAGAUGGGAAGCGUGUGCCGUUCGAUCUAAGACUAGUGGAGAGGAUGCAGAAUGCAAGUUCUGUGCCUAGCUUUACUGCGUCACUGUCUUCAAGAGAGGAGGGCGGCACUGGCGGGUAUGCUCCCCUGUCAGAUUCCACGGAUGAAGCAAUUGAAGAAGACACAACAAGGGAGGGAGGCGGCACUGACGGGUAUACUCCCCUGUCAGAUCCCACAGGCGACGAAGUUGACGAGGACAUGGCAACACACGAGACUGACAUCUGUCAUCACGAUCCUUUGGUGGACGUCUUCGGCACUGAUGCAGAUACCUGGGCUGAGAUGCGCGCCGAAUCGCAGGGCAACCAGCCUGAGAUCAAUCCAAAUGUAGUCGAACUUGCGUUGGAUGUGUCCUCAAUUACUGCAAUGCCUGAACAGGAACAAGCGGGAGAUGAGGUGGAUGAUGCGGAAGAGGUUUGGGAUAUCAUGCGCCGGAUGUCAAAGCCCACGUUGACCUUAUCAAUACCAUCUUCACCCAACUCGCAGCAACUGUCAUCACCCCCCGUAGGAGGUUCUAAGAAGUCACCUCCCCCACCUUUAGUCCUUGCUCCCGACGACACAAGAAAUGACCUCCUUCUGCAUACUGGACCGAGCCCAAUGUUGUCAUCUUCCAGUGGAGGCGACAGUACGAGUCUGCCUUAUGCGCAUUCAAGUUCGAGAGGGACGCCGGUCGCGGAUGAGAUAGGUGACGAUGAUGGACUCUCCCUGGAUAUGGACCAAGAAUAUAUGCGAUCACGGAGUCCUGAAGAAAAGCGCGGCGGUGCGGUUUUCGAGGACCUUAAUCUUGGCUUAGAUCUGGGGGAUGAAGACGAAGAGUACGACGAGAAUGAUCCAAAUGAUCAACGCAGAAGCCAAUAUCUCAUGAGAGCCAAACUUGACGAGAUUGAACGGACUUUGGCACAGUUUUCUCCGAGACAUAUCAAGAUAGAUGACUUGGACCAAGAUAUUACGAUAACUCAUGCCCGAACGAAGUCACUCCUCGCACUCCAUACAGGAGGAACUUCGAAAUUAUCAAUUGAUCGUACACGCGACAUUCGGGCGACAGGGAACUCCAUCGAUCGUGCCGAUACAAGUGACAAAUCGUGGCCUGCUGUCUCCUACUCAUCUAUCGCUAAUAAAUCAUCGCAAUCUCCAAGCUCCCAGUCACAUCGGCCUCUAAAUCUUACUCCGUCACCACCUCAGCUUGCUGUCAACGGUGUGUCGACAGGUGCCCCAAAAUCGUUCGCUCCACCCUCGCGGUCCUCAUCACCCAAUGCUCUCUCCGCAGAGACCAAGAUUCGCAAACGAGAUUUGGAGCCAUCUAUGUACCCACCACCCUUGCCCCCUUCCUUUGGAAGGCUAUCGGAUAUGGCGACCGACUCCCCCAUACCGUUGUCUCCCGAUCCUUUUGGGCGGUACCCCUCUUAUCUCGAGUCAGAGGCACACCCCGCCCCGACGUAUUGGGAUCCUGCAACUGGGCAAUUCACCAGUAUUCCUAUUGAAUCCAGACCAUCUUUGUCAUCCGUGGAUGAGGGUUCUGUUGCUUCCACAACACCCUCCAGCCGAUUCUCUGCUGACUCAGCAAGUUUUUCGAUGGAUGCUGCGGCUGCAAAAACCUCUACUCUUCUCGUCAGCGUCAAGACCUUCAAGAAACUUUGGCGGAGAAGCAAGUCUGCAUCGGUGUCGGCUCAGCAACCUCCGACACCAAAUGCCGGACAAACUUCGUUCCAGGGAUCUGCACCGCCUACUCCAUCGUUUCAUGAUCAACUUGGGCCGCCGCAAAGAGGAUUGCCUCCUAUGCCUGGGACGACUAUGCCACGAACACCCACACGACCAUCGUCUCCAACAACUCCUUCGUCAGAGAAGACGAGUGUUCGUAAAUCGAUUCUCAAGACCUGGAAAUCAGUAUCAGGUUCCACAGCCUCUUCUAGUGCUCCUUCGGAACCAAGACGAGAUACUGAAAGACCUGUGUCUAACGAGACCAUAAAGCCUCGGAGGCCGAGCGUCUUGGAUGCUGGAGUACCUCCAACUCCGAAACUUGCUGAACAAUAUCUGCCUUCAAAUCACGCCCGAACAGGCAGUGGCAUUUUUGAGCGAAGAAGGUCUGUUGGACGAUCUAAAAUGGGAGCCUCAUCAAAUCUUUCGACAUCAUUUCAAGACGUUGCCCUUCCAUCCAGGACGCACUCGCAGACGUCUUCACCUCUACCUCCUCCAGGUUCUGUAUCCCCUGCUCGCUCUCUGCAGUCUGCUUCUCGCCAUUCCAAAGUAGAUGGCAGCUUUGAAUCAGCACAAUAUGAGCUAGUAUCCGCCUCGCCCCGACUAUACCCGAACUUGUCUUAUCCCUACCAAACGCUUGACCAAGAUUAA